This is a messenger RNA of Pararge aegeria (speckled wood butterfly), 2970 nucleotides long. RefSeq lists its product as uncharacterized. The transcript is spliced from 4 exons. Bases 610 to 2970 code for a protein of 786 amino acids. NCBI's taxonomy places the organism in Eukaryota, Metazoa, Arthropoda, Insecta, Lepidoptera, Nymphalidae. The record is from RefSeq and is a predicted model, not a curated record.
CCCAGUGUAAUACAUAACACAAUUUUCCAACACCUUGUCGAGUACGAACCCUUUGAAGUAAAGACAGCACACGCUACUACACGGCACAAUCAAGUUGCAUAUUUACCACUUCCCCCUGCAUUCAAUAGUGACUUAAUUCAUAAAUUCCUUAUUUUUGAUUUUGACAGGAAAUAUAAAGGCCUUAUAGGGUUAGAUCUACUAAAAACACUAUCUUGUAAUAUUGAUAUUAAAAAUAGGCUUUUACAUACCGCCAACUCAAGUAUUCCUAUUGCGUUCGAUUACCCAAGUAAGAAAAUAACAAUAGAGCCAAGAUGCGAAAAAAUUAUAUUAGUAAAAACCAAUUAUGCAGACGGUCAGUACAUUCAAGAUGAGUUCAUAUGGUGUAACGGCUUAAAAUCCCCCACCGCAAUAGUCGAAGUAAGAGAAGGUCAAUUUAGAACAUCUGUUAUUAACUUUAAUUCCGAGAAAAGAAUAAUAGCCAACAAUGAAAAGUUUGUUUUAGAACCAUACUUUGAGUAUACAGAGGUUUGUAAUUUAAAUCAUAUACAGGGAAGUUCAGACAUAGAUAAAGAGUUAUGUGACAACUUAGGCAAAAUUAGAACGGAACAUAUGAACGAAGAAGAGCAACGCGAGAUAAAUAGGAUUUGCUACCUUUAUAGAGACAUUUUCUACUCAGAAAACAUUCCACUUUCCUUCACACAUACUGUUAAACAUCAGCUAAGAUUGACAGACCAGACUCCAAUUUUUGUUAGAAGUUAUAGGCAACCCCCUCAGGAACGCAAAGAAAUACAAAAUCAAGUAGAUAACCUUUUAAAACAGGGUAUUAUUCGUGAAAGUAUAUCUCCAUGGUCAUGUCCUGUACAUAUCGUCCCGAAGAAACCAGACGCAUCAGGAAAAGUAAAAUGGAGGUUAGUCAUUGACUAUAGAAGGCUAAACGAUCGAAUAGUAGAAGACAAGUACCCGUUACCUAAUAUAUAUGACAUACUAGACAGACUAGGACGCGCGCAAUAUUUUACAACACUUGAUUUAGCAAGCGGUUAUCAUCAGGUGGAAAUGCACCCCGAUGAUAUAGAAAAAACUGCUUUUACCACCGAGAGAGGACACUACGAAUUUCUUAGGAUGCCAUUUGGUUUAAAGAAUGCACCUAGUACUUUCCAGAGACUUAUGGAUCACAUCCUUAGAGGUAUAGAUAACGUGUUCACUUACUUAGAUGACGUCAUAAUUAUAUCUACGUCAUUACAGGAACAUAUGGAAAAGCUCAAACAGGUUUUUGAUAGAUUUAAAAUACACAACCUUAAAAUUCAGUUAGAUAAGUCGGAAUUUUUGCGUAAACACGUCACAUUUUUAGGACAUGAACUCACUGAUCAAGGUCUCAAACCGAACCAAGACAAAAUCAAAGCGGUUUUGAAUUUUCCAUUACCUGAGACACAAAAAGACAUUAAGAGCUUUCUAGGACUCGUAGGCUAUUACAGAAAGUUUAUAAAAGACUUUGCCAAGCUUACUAAACCGAUGACCUUAUGUCUUAAGAAAAAGAGCAAAGUAAUACACUCCCCGGAAUUUUUAGAAUGUUUCAAUAAAUGCAAACAAAUUUUGACCAAUGCACCUAUUUUACAGUAUCCAAAUUUUGACGAGUCUUUUAUAUUAACAACAGAUGCGUCAGACGUAGCCCUUGGUGCAGUAUUGUCUCAAGGAAAACUAGGCUCAGAUAAGCCAGUGGCAUACGCAUCAAGAACUCUUUCCGAUACAGAAGCCCGAUAUUCCACCAUAGAAAAAGAACUUUUAGCCAUCGUCUGGGGAGCAGUACAGGAUAACGUACCUGCGGAUAAUAAUGACAGUAUUAGCGAUAAUAAUAGCACUAACGACAAUAACGUGACAGUUAGACCUAACAUAUUACAUAACCCAGACACUGAAUCUGACAGUAUGAGCGUCGUGUCACUGGACCCUGAUAAUUUAGUUUCAACAAACUAUACCCAGCCUGAUAACGAAAAUAACGGAAUACCAAUCUUAUCAGAUGCUAUAGACAGACAAUUAAAGCAAUUUCAUAUUAGGUCAACCCCAGGUUCCACAUAUAGAGUAGAAAAUAGGUCAACUAACUCUAGAACGGAUUAUGUUAUCAAACACAAAAUGCAAGCCGAAGCUGUACAAGAAUGCGUUACGGCGCACAUGGCGAAAAACAAGGAGCAGGUAAUAGCGAAGCGGAACCAGGCAGCAGAAGAAAUAACAUUCAAGGUAGGUGAAACAGUUUACAAACAGGUGGCCAAAACAGCGAGAAACGACAAAACCAAACCGGUUUUCAAAGGACCCUAUAAAAUCAUCCAUUUUCAUCCAAACAGUGUAGCAGAAAUUAUAGGAAAUCACCCUAAUUCUAAGUCGAUCCGGGCUCACUUCAAACUUCUACGAAGGCCUCAUCUUGUUCCAGGACAAUCAUCCUCGGAGCCUUCGUGUUCCAGGACAGAAAGGUCUAUCAGCGUUAAAGCUUAUAGUACAGAACAUUCGCUAACAUUUAUACUAGAAAUCCCGUCCAUUCAACCCACUACAUAUGAUUAUAUACAUAUCUACUCCCUACCCAACAACCGUAACCUUACCAUUAUACCAAAAUCCAAAUUCCUUGCACUUGGAAGCGAUGAGUACGCUUAUCUAGAAGAAAACUGCAAGAAGAUAGCUGAAGACACCCAGCUCUGCAAAGCAUUAGACACGAGAUCAAUAGAGAAGUCAGAAGAUUGCAUCAUUUCACUCAUUAAACAGAAACCUGGUAACUGUACUCAUGCUCGUAUACACCUGAAACGAGGAAAACUACAGAAGAUUCAAGAAAAUACAUGGCUUAUAGUAUCAAAUGAACCGGAAGUUGUGAAAACGCAGUGCGGCCAGAAAACCGAAUAUAAAAAAUUAGCAGGAACAUUCCUCGCCAACCUAACAGAGGACUGUCAAAUUAACCCAGAUAAGCCUACUGUCCUAUAUUUAGGACAGUAG